AUGGAAGACUUGUGGAAUGACGCCCCACGAAGAGCCUGGCGAAGUGCACGAAAGAAGCUCGGUCUGGCCGCCUCUGCCGACGUAGCAGUAUUAGCCAAGAUGCUAAAAGCAACGGCGAGAAUGGCGGAAAAAGACAUCAAGGAUGCCGCGGAGCACGCAGGUUUGCGUAUGCUGACGACUGAUUCCGGGCUACAAUUAAACCAGCUCAUCGCUGCGUAUGCCGGCCAUGGGAUGGGCCUCUCUGAGAGCGGUUCCGAAUGUCAAACAUCAGCCGGAUUCCCUGGGUGCCACACAGUCAUCGUGGAAUAUACCGAGGAUGCUAUCUUACUCGAUGGUCGACCGCUGGAUCGCGCUCACGAUAUCGCGAACUACGAAGAUGAUAUACGAACAAGUUUCGAUCUUGGCAGCCGAAGCUCGGCAACGGAGGAGCAAGUACGCGAUUUCGUUCUAGAGUAUCUGCGUAAACUGUACAUUGGUUACACGAAGAGGCCCUGGGUCUUUCCUGAAGAAAUCACUGUCAUAAUGACGGGAAGUCGAGAUAGCGUCGGUCGUGAAGAGAUUCGGAUGGCAAUCGCAGAUGCUUUCAGCUUAUUUGGAACGCGGGCCAAGAUGCUGUAUUCUGACCCUGAAUACGUAGCAGCGAGGGGCGCGGCUGAGAUCGCAUGGCGAGCGUUGCUAGAAGCGGGGAAAAAGAAAGAGAAGAUAGAAUUGUGA
Molecule: messenger RNA, 714 nt
Organism: Alternaria ventricosa
Lineage: Eukaryota; Fungi; Ascomycota; Dothideomycetes; Pleosporales; Pleosporaceae
Exons: 2
Coding region: 1-714 (237 amino acids)
Source: RefSeq, a predicted model, not a curated record